Molecule: messenger RNA, 993 nt
Organism: Theobroma cacao (cacao)
Lineage: Eukaryota; Viridiplantae; Streptophyta; Magnoliopsida; Malvales; Malvaceae
Product: large ribosomal subunit protein eL6-like
Biological process (GO): cytoplasmic translation; ribosomal large subunit assembly
Cellular component (GO): cytosolic large ribosomal subunit; ribosome
Molecular function (GO): structural constituent of ribosome; RNA binding
Source: RefSeq, a predicted model, not a curated record
GGUUUUGCGUUAUCAUCUUCCCUACCUCGAAGCCACACAGAGCACCAGCAGGAAUUAGACAGGAAAUGGCGCCGAAGAGAAAGACCCCAGUCAAGUCCCGAAAUCCAGAUCUGAUUCGUGGCGUAGGUAAGUAUUCCCGUUCUAAAAUGUACCACAAGCGUGGCCUUUGGGCCAUUAAAGCCAAAAACGGCGGCGUCUUCCCCCGCCAUGACCCCAAGCCUAAGGCCCCCGCUGCCGCCGAGAAGCUACCCAAGUUUUACCCCGCUGAUGAUGUUAAGAAGCCCCUUCUUAAUAAGCGCAAGCCUAAACCCACUAAGCUCAGAGCGAGCAUUACUCCUGGGACGGUGUUGAUUUUGUUGGCUGGAAGGUUUAUGGGGAAGAGAGUUGUUUUCUUGAAGCAACUUACUUCGGGGCUUCUUUUGGUUACUGGACCAUUCAAGAUUAAUGGUGUUCCUUUAAGGCGUGUGAACCAAUCCUAUGUCAUUGCUACUUCCACCAAGGUUGACAUCUCAGGAGUUAACGUGGAGAAGUUUGAUGACAAAUACUUUGCGAAGGAAGCAGAGAAGAAGAAGAAGAAGGGUGAGGGAGAGUUUUUUGAAGCUGAAAAAGAGGAUAAGAAGAAACUGCCUGAUGACAAGAAAGAAGACCAGAAAGCAGUUGAUGCCUCUUUAAUAAAGGCCAUUGAGUGUGUCCCAGACUUGAAGGCCUACCUGGCUGCAAGAUUUUCUCUUAAGUCUGGCAUGAAACCUCAUGAGCUUGUCUUCUAGAGGGAAUUUACAUUUUGUUAUGUCAUAUGCUUUUACUUUGGUAUUCUUUUGGUUUUAGAGUAUCAGUGGUUGUAUUAUCAGAUUCUAUAAGGUAAAAACCUAAAUUUUGGGAUACUAUCUUUUGUUAUGCUAGAACUUAAAUUUUUACUUAUUUGAUUGUGUUUUGUGCUAGUCUGAUUGGAGCUUGUCAAAUUUUAAAUUUGAUGGAAUUGGAUACUUCCUGUUA